AUGGACUCAUACGAUCUGUUUGGAGAAGAUGUCAGUGGUUCGAUGCUUGAUGCCCUUCCUGAUCUCGGAGGGAAUGAUCAUUUUGAUCCAGCCAGUGCAACAAAUCCUGUGGUAACAUCCAGAGAUGGCUCAAAUUCUGGAUCUAACAGAGGAGGAAGUUACAUUAAUUCAUCAUAUAGUAUUUCUCAAGAAUCUCCUCUACAAAAAUUAGCAUCAUUUGGUGGUGCUGAAUUUAAUAAUUCAAAUCAAUUACAGAAUCCAUCUCAGCGCACUAUGUUCAACCAAAAUUUAGGAACAUUUGACGGUAAUCCUGCACAACGAACAAUGGUGCCUGGAUCAUUUCAAAAUCAGAAUAGAAGUAUAAUGCCACAGCAUAGAGGUCCACAUCCAAUAGCAGGAAGUCAGUAUUCAAAUUACUCAGACAAUAUGUAUUCUAUGGAACAACAACAUCCAAUGGCACGAGCAAGUAUGAAUAUGGAUCCAAGUAUGCAAAGUUGGUCUGGAAGUAGUAGUUCUUAUACACAACUGCAGAGGCAUUAUAAUCAAAUGGCACCUCAACCAACAUCUUAUAGACAGCACAUGUCUCAGUAUUCUCAGCCACAAGAUCAGUCAGGAAUGAACCAAAAAAUUCCUCCGCAGCAUUUUGGGCCGCAACAAGGUAUGUUAGGGAAUCUCAGUGUGCCUCAUCAAAGUAUGCAAUCAGGAAGUUCCAAUGUCGUUUAUCAGCACAUGGUCAGCCAGCAACAACAUUAUCCACAAAGCAAUUCGGCUGGAUUGUAUCAUACAUCUACUGGAUUUUCGGGUUUCGCUCCAACUAUGCAUCAACAACAACAACAACCAAGUUCACAACAGCCACAACGAAUGCCACAUCAUCAUCCUUCUCUCGUAACUCAUCAAAGUCAUCCAUCGCAUUCACAAUAUCCUCAACAUUCACAACAACAUCCUGGUAGUCAGCAACCAUCGUUAGAUUCACAAUAUCCUCACCACACUUCACCGAUAUUUAAUCAACCACAACAUACCGGAGCGCAGCAUUCUGGCCCGCAACAUACCUCACCUCAACUUCCAGGAACUCAGCAUUCAGGCCAACCACAUACAACUGCUCAGCAUACGGGUUCCAGCACUCAAUUCGGUCCUUCGAAACUUGCGACAAGUCCGCAAUAUCGUGCUGCGUUUCCGCAAUUGUCUCCGCAAAUGUCUCCAAGACCACAAAUGUCUCCACGACCAUCACCAGUUCAACAACAAAUGUCUCCUAGACCGAUAAUGUCGCCAGUCAAGCCGACGACAUUAUCACCCCAUUCACAAGUUCAAAUGACACAUCAACAACAAUCAAAUCAACCAAGUUCAGUUUCUGUAUCUCCAUGCCCAUCUUCAUCAAUGGUAUUAAAUUCAGCUAUUGCCCCUCAACAAUCAAAUUUACAAGCAUUAGAACAAAUGGUUAUCCCAGGUGCUGCUACUACAAAUUCAAGUAAACCGACACAGGAUUAUACUCAAUUUCCAACUCGGCCACCAAUAUCUCAUUCAUCCAAUCUUAUUACUUCUGUACAAAAUUCGAUGACGAUGAUGCCAAAUCCAAGAAUGCCGGUGUCAUCUCCAUGGCCUCAUUCGCAAUCACAGCAAGCCCUUCAUUCUCAACCUCCACAUCAACAGUUGUCACCAUCUGAAACUCAAUCACAACAACAAACUCAAUCGCAGCAUCAGCUACAGACUCAUUCUCAAGCACAAACCCGAACAAGUAUUAAUGUUAAUGAUAACCGAAACAUUAUAGAUUCUCAAUCAAAUUCUAUGGCAGAGCAAGUACCGAUGUUUCCCUUAAAUAGUAAUGAAAAUAUGCAUAACAUUGUUGAAUCAACUAGAGAUUCAAGUGAAAGUAUAUCAACAACUGUUGUAGGAUCUUCUUCUCAAGAGUCUGAAAUCGUGGAUCAGUCAGUGGUAAAACAAAAUUUAAAAACUCAUAAUCAAUCAACACAAGACCCAUUGUUGAAUAAAUCAACUCAACAAGUGGAGCAAACUUCUACAAUGAAAACUUUAGAAGUUGAGUCUGUACAGUCACUGCCAGCUUCAAGUACAAGUGGCAAUAUUGAAUGCAAUUCACCCUCUUCUAUGGUAACAUUACAAUCAUCAAAUGAUGCGUCAAGUUCUGUUAUAGCAUCUGGUGAAGACAAUGAAGCAUCACAUUCGAAAGUUAAUGAGCAAUCUGGGUUAAACUCAUAUCAAAAUUUGCCAACAUCUGAAGCACCAGCUAUCACAUCUUCGCAACCAUCCCUUGUCAGUGCAUCACAACCACAGCAAUUUCAUUCAGAACAAUCUUUAAUUUCUCAAUCAUCAACAGCUCACCAAGUACAAUCUCAAACUGAACAACAGUCGCAUCAAUCUCUAUCUAACCAUGCACAACAUUUAUCGAUGAAUCAAACUCAUAUACAAUCGCAAUCGGGAUUAUCAAGUCAACAAUUGAAUCCGACAGGUCAAUUACAAAUAGUCCAACCUCAGCGGGAUCAACAAUCAACGGCAGAUUUACAUCCAUCACAAUCUCAAAUUAAUCAACCAUCUCAACUACUUUUUCAACAACAGCAAGUCUUGUCAAGUGCUCCUCAGCCACCAAAUUCAGUUAAUGUGUCACAAAUAAGUCAAACUCAACAACUUUUGACGACACAAAUUCAAAAUACUCAGCUUCCUCCAACACCCAUAGGACCAAUGAACCAACAACUAUCACCACAAUCUUUGAUACCUCAAUCAACUCAGCAACCCCAGCUGCAUCUACAACAGUCUUCGAUGAUUGGUCAAACGCAACCGCAACAGUCUAUUAUUACUCAACAAGUAAACAUAAAUUCUAAUAAUGGUACGUCCUCUCAGUUGCAAGUAACACAUUCUAUGCAAUCAACACAUACAGAGGUUCAGUCGAUACUACCUCCUGUAGUUCAAUCCACAAAUAUUGGAGUUAGUUCUCAACAAACAGCUACCGCUUCUGUAUCGAAUACUCAAUUACCUCACUCAGUUCAGUCAGGUUUUGGUGAAUAUAUUAAUGUUCAAAAAUCAAAUGUUAUGUACUCGAAUGACAUGGUUGUAGGGUCUGCUCAGCCACAGUACCCCGCUGGUGCCGAUAAUGCAGGGAAUAAAGCUGUACCAAAAAUAUAUGCCAUGUCUCCCACACCAACAUCAAACGCUAUAGGAGGAUUAAGUAGUUCUACUUCAACGACGCAUCAUCAUGAACGAGCUGCACUUCAACAGCAGCUUCAAGAAUUAUUUUGUUUGUCUCCUGCACCCGAAAAUCAAGAAAAAAUUUCUCAUCUUCAGGAAAAAUUACAAGCAUUACAGCAACAUGAAACGAAUGAUCAAUGUCAUGGUGGAUCUCAAUGUAUUUUUCAAACACCAACAUUCAAUUCCGUAGUCGUAGAUAGUCCUCAAGUUUCUAGUACAACUGGUCGUGGACGUAGUAAAGGUACUCCAAGAACGAAAAAAAAUCGAAAAAAGGUAAACAAAGAAGUGACCACACCUGAUUUUACUCAGUCUGUAUCACAACCAGAGCAACCUGUUUCAGAAAAUCUAGUCACUCCCGGAGACAGUAGUAACAUUGUUGACAGUGUAGCAGAUUUUGAAGAUAACAAACCAUCAUCUGGUAACACAGAAGAAGAAUGGAAUAAAAAUAGAAAGUCACGACAACCUAGGAAACCACGAAAACCGAAAGAAGUUAAAGAAAAGUCAGUAAUGAAAGAACCAAAAUCUUGUAAAGAAAUAAAACCCAAAGGAAGAAAAAAGAAAGAUAAAGAAGGAAAAGAAUGUUCCAGACGUGGAAGAAAAAAAACGAUUCACUCCGAUUCUGCUGAAGAAGAAACAGGGCGUGAAAUCGAAAAUGUGUCUGAUUCUAAAAGUACACCGGAUUCGAAUGUAAAACUCACUGAUGCACCAAUACAAGAUGAUCAAGAACAUGUCGACUCAUCCACCGUUGAGCCAAUUGUUACGGAAAGGGAUGAAGAUGACGAGGAUAAAGUGAAUUCUGAAGAAGUAAACGAAACAGUAAAAAAAAAAGAUUCACAAAAAAUUACAGAAUCAACUCCAGUGAAGAAAAAAUCCUCCAGAAAACGAUCAGUUGGCAGUAAAUCUACUGCUCGAUCACCCAGAACUUCUAAAAAACGAAAAAAUCGGAUUGCACCUGAUUCUGAUGGCGAAGAAUUAGCAGCAACUCCACCACCUUCUCCAGAAGCUGGUGAAGACGCGAAUAAACGAAGAUCUGCAAGGAACACUCAUAGAAAAAAAUACAUUGAUGAUGUUAUGUUAAGAUUUUCUGAUGACGAAGUUCCUCUUUCCGAUUCUAACGCUAUUAAGAAAUUGGAAGGUUCUCAGUUGAAACUAACUUCAACAAAGAAAGAUAGCGAAACAACUGAAAUAACUCUUAAUAAACCAAAUUUCGUAUAUAUAAAUACAACUGAUGAAGACUCAAUGGUUGUACAGCAUAUUCUAUGCAUGAGAAUUGGUAAAAGAGAAAUUAAAGAACUAGUUUCAACAGAACCUAAAGUAGAAGACAUUAAUGUAGAAAAAAAUUCGACUACUCAAGCAAUUCCUGAAGAUGAAACUGAAACUUCUCAGAUUCCAGGAAAAUCAAGCAAAAUCAGUGAUAAUCCAACAAAAAGUAUUGAAAGUAAUGAAGAAAAAGAAGAAAAUGAAAAUCCCAAAGUGGUUGAAGAAGUAUCAAAUAAAGAAAUUGUCGAAGAUGAGCAAUCUAAUAAAUCGAUAGAUGGUGAAAAACCUGAGAAAAGUGAUCAUGAGAAAGAAGAAUCUCAAGAGGUUGAUGGUACUAAAAGUUCUAUAGCUGAAACUAAAUCUCGAUUUAUAGAAGUGGAAGAGUAUUUAGUUAAGUAUAGAAAUUUUUCAUAUUUGCAUUGUGAAUGGAAAACGGAGGAAGAAUUGUAUAAAGGAGAUAAAAGAAUUCAAGCAAAACUAAAAAGAUUUAAGCAAAAAAUUCAACAAAGUACAAAUAUUUUUGAAAAUACGGAAGAUGAUCCCUUUAAUCCUGACUUUGUUGAAGUCGAUCGAGUUUUAGACGAGGCAACUCAUACUGAUCCUACAACUGGCGAAACAGUAAGACAUUAUCUCGUUAAGUGGCGUUCUCUCCAAUAUGAAGAUUCUACGUGGGAAUUGGAAGAGGAUGUUGAUCCAGAAAAAAUCGCACUUUUUCAUAAAUUUAAUAAACUUCCACCUAAAGAUCAAUGGAAACCGAAAAAGAAACCUAACGCUUCGUUAUGGGUAAAACUUACCGAUUCUCCAAUUUAUAAAGGAGGAAAUAGAUUGAGACCAUACCAAUUGGAAGGUUUAAACUGGCUACUUUUUUCUUGGUACAAUGUACAUAACUGUAUUUUAGCAGAUGAAAUGGGCUUAGGAAAAACGAUUCAAUCUUUAACAUUUGUUGAAGCUGUUUAUAAAUAUGGUAUCCGAGGACCCUUUUUAAUUAUUGCACCACUUUCAACUAUUCCAAAUUGGCAACGAGAAUUUGAAGGAUGGACUGAUAUGAAUGUAGUUGUAUAUCAUGGUUCAGCAGCUAGCCGUACUAUGCUUCAAGAAUAUGAAGUUUAUUAUAAAAACGACAAAGGACAACAAAUAAAAGAUUUAAUCAAAUUUAAUGUUCUUAUUACAACAUUUGAAUUCAUAAUAACGGAUUUCAAUGAAUUGAAAGGUUAUAAUUGGAGAUUAUGUGUCAUUGACGAAGCUCAUAGAUUAAAAAAUCGAAAUUGUAAAUUAUUGGAAGGUUUAAGGCAGUUGAAUUUAGAGCAUCGAGUUUUGCUGUCUGGUACUCCACUUCAAAAUAAUGUUAAUGAACUUUUUUCUCUAUUGAAUUUUCUUGAGCCUAACCAAUUUUCUAGUAGUGAAGCCUUUUUGAAGGAAUUUGGUAAUUUAAGUAGUGAAAGUGAAGUUAACAAAUUACAACUUCUUUUAAAACCUAUGAUGUUGAGAAGAUUAAAAGAAGACGUUGAAAAAUCAUUAGCUCCAAAAGAAGAAACUGUAGUUGAAGUUGAAUUGACAAAUAUUCAAAAAAAAUAUUAUCGUGGUAUUUUAGAGAGAAACUUUUCAUUUUUAGCCAAAGGAACUACUUCAGCAAAUAUUCCUAAUCUUAUGAAUACUAUGAUGGAAUUAAGAAAGUGUUGCAUCCAUCCAUUUUUAUUAAAUGGUGCGGAGGAUCAAAUUCAACUUGACUACAAAGAUAAAGAGGACUCUGAAGCAUAUUUUCAUGCAUUAGUUAAUAGCUCAGGAAAAAUGGUGCUAAUUGACAAGUUAUUACCAAAAUUAAAAUCAAGUGGUCACAGAGUUUUAGUCUUUAGUCAAAUGGUUAAAUGCUUGGAUUUACUGGAAGAUUAUUUACUGUAUAAGAAAUAUCCGUAUGAAAGAAUUGAUGGUAGAAUUCGUGGUAAUUUGAGACAAGCUGCUAUCGAUCGGUAUAGCAAGCCUGAUUCGGAUAGAUUCGUUUUCUUGCUCUGCACAAAAGCUGGAGGCUUAGGAAUCAAUCUUACUGCAGCUGAUACGGUAAUUAUUUAUGAUAGUGACUGGAAUCCACAAAAUGACUUACAAGCACAAGCACGAUGCCAUAGAAUAGGUCAACAGAAAAUGGUAAAAGUUUACCGUCUCUUAUGCCGUAAUACUUAUGAAAGAGAAAUGUUUGAUAAAGCAUCGAUGAAGUUAGGUCUUGAUAAAGCUAUUUUACAAUCUAUGAAUACUACUCAAGGUGGUAAAGAUCCUGGUAAUAAGCAACUAACUAAGGUAGAAAUCGAAGAUCUUUUGAAAAAAGGAGCUUAUGGUGCAAUUAUGGACGAUGACAAUGCUGGAGAUAAAUUUUGCGAAGAAGAUAUCGAUCAAAUUCUUGAACGAAGAACUCAAGUAAUUACUAUUGAAGCUGAAAAAGGAUCUACAUUCUCAAAAGCAAGUUUCGCUUGUUCUUCAAACAGAUCUGAUAUAAACAUCGACGACCCUGAUUUUUGGAAGAAGUGGGCUAAAAAAGCAGAAAUCGAUACGACUGAAAAAAAAGAAGAAGAAGAUCUUGUUAUUUCCGAGCCUAGAAGAAGAACUCAAAUUAAACGAUAUGGACACGAUGAAUCCGUUGUAGACAUGUCCGAAUUGGAUAGUUCAGAUGAUAGUGACGAUGACAAUACUGGUUUAUCAGGUAGAGGAAAAAAAAGACGUGACAAAUUUGGUAAAAAGAAUCGUAAAACUUGUGAUGAAUAUGUACCCCGAGAAGGUGAAGUUGUAUAUGGAAAUUGGGCUCGAAGUGAAUGUUUUAAAGUUGAACGAGGUCUAUUAACUUAUGGUUGGGGUCGAUGGGAAGAAAUCCUUCAAAAUAGCCAAUUUCGACGUGGUUGGCGUGAUAUUGACAUUGAAGAUUGUGCCCGAGUAAUUUUACUUUUUUGUCUACGUUAUUAUCGUGGAGAUGAGAAAAUUCGCCAUUUUAUAUGGGAUUUGAUAACGCCAUUAGAAAAUGGUCAGAAAAUUAAAUCAGCAUGUACUAGCACAUGUAAUAGAAAUAAUAGACAAAAAAAAAAGAGUCGUGUAAGAGAAGGCCGAGAAACACGUGGUUCCGGAGUAAAUAGCGGACCUAAUGAUCCUAAUCACUGGAGUCAUGCUGAAAAAUAUGAUGGAGAUAUUUUUUUGGAAAGUGCUUACAAAAAACAUCUCAGCCGUCAUGCGACUAAAGUUCUUCUCCGUGUUCGAAUGUUAUAUUAUAUCAAACACGAAAUUAUUGGUGAUCUUGUUCAACACAUAUCCGAUGGAGUUCAUGUUAGGUUUGUAAAAAUUCAUUGUUUUAUUUUUUAUAUGCUUUAA
Molecule: messenger RNA, 7800 nt
Organism: Cotesia congregata
Lineage: Eukaryota; Metazoa; Arthropoda; Insecta; Hymenoptera; Braconidae
Source: the annotation of a GenBank genome assembly